AUGAAGGAAUCACAUGGUACAAGUGUCCUGGAGCAGGUGCUUAUCUUAUGCGAAGAUAACCUAAAAACUCGAGUUUUGGAAGAGAAUAUUGAAAAUUGUUUUUGGUUAGGAAGAAAAAAGAACGAACAGCAUUCUGUCUUGUUUACUGUAAAUUCUCAUAACCUGAAAAUGAAGCUUCUGAGAAACAGGAAGUUGCUGAAAGGUGCAGGAAUAACUCUUACUGAAGAUAUGUCGCCUGCUCGAUGUAACCUGUAUCAAAAGGCCGUGCAGAAAUGGGGUAAGCAGAAAACCGGGUUUUAUAACGGAGAAAUAUGGGUGAAACUGCGAGAAAACAAGUUACAGAUACUUGAUUUGUAUAUGACUGAUAUUGAUACAGCUUUGAAUAUUUUAGAGGAUUAUAACAAUAUCACGACCAUCAGUUGUUCUAAUUUUGAUGAAUUAAAUAGUGUUCUGUUUGAGAGAAGUGAUAAGUUAAACUUCACUAUACUUCAUUACAAUAUCAAGAGCUUGCAAGCUCACUAUGAUGAGCUUUGUAUGAACAUUUUGAGUGAGACCUGGAAUAUCAGUAAUAUCAACAGUUAUAAAAUAAAUGUCUUCCAAAUUUACUAUAAUGAAGCUAAGUAUAAUAAAUGCGAUGAGAGAUGUUUCCAUAAAAAUGAUAGAUGUAGUGACGGCAUUGAAUUGUAG
Acanthoscelides obtectus is the source of this 687-nucleotide messenger RNA. The record is from the annotation of a GenBank genome assembly. NCBI's taxonomy places the organism in Eukaryota, Metazoa, Arthropoda, Insecta, Coleoptera, Chrysomelidae.